Molecule: messenger RNA, 549 nt
Organism: Aspergillus novofumigatus IBT 16806
Lineage: Eukaryota; Fungi; Ascomycota; Eurotiomycetes; Eurotiales; Aspergillaceae
Exons: 3
Coding region: 1-549 (182 amino acids)
Source: RefSeq, a predicted model, not a curated record
AUGUCAAAUCGGGGAUUUACCUCAGGACUCCAGGGACUAGAUAGACCCAUCGUACUUGAUGAAGCUGAUGGCGAUGGAGCUGGACAAGUAUCUACCAUCUUCAGAGACAUCUUCCUUUCAUCAAACAACAACAACAACAUAACAAUAUGCGUCUCUCAACCCUCCUCCUCCCUCUCCUCCCCUCGCCCUCGCCAACCCAAACCCCAACCCAGUAGCCGCACCAGCCCCCAAUCCACCGGCGGCGGCCUCCUCUCCGAACUCCCCACCAUCCUCAACGGCGUCAAAGAGCUCCUAAGCGAGGACACCCUCAACGACCUGCAAACCAUCGUCAAAGGCGGUGCGGUGCUCCUGGGCGGCGACAACGCGGCCAACAUCGCCAAGUUGCUUUCAGGCGAUAACGUCAACAAGCUCCAGGAUGUGAUUGAUAAUGCGCACUCGCUGUUGACGCCGAACUUUGUGAACGAGACGUCGACGUUGAUUGGGGAUGCGACGCCGCUGGUUUCGGCUGUGGAGAAGUUGUUGGGUGGGUUGUUGGCUUCGUUGACGUAG